UGCAGAGGGUCAUACUGCUGUGGUUAGAAGUAAUCCGCUGUUACUAUUAGGGCUAAUUUGUUAUCUGACUUUUGUGUGUAAUGGCGCUCCACUUGAAAGACAAAGAAGCUUACCAGAGACUGAACUACCUUUACCAGGCUGCACAUUGUGUUUUAGCUCAAAAUCCGGAAAAUGUGGAGCUGGCUCGUUUCUACUGCUUCUCACAGAAGACGAUUGCAAAGCGUCUCGUUCUCAGACAAGAUCCAUCGGUGAAGAGGACAUUGUGCAAGAGGUGCUGCUCUUUGCUCAUUCCAGGUGUAACUGCUACAACAAGACAAAAACGAAAAAACAGCAAGACUCGUUUUACCGUGAUGAGAUGUCUCAGUUGUGGACAGAGGAAGACCUUACUGAAUAAUCCAGAUUACUGUUUAUGGGCAGACCGAGCCGAGGCUCAGCUGGAGCAGCAAAAGCAGAAAGAUUCAAUCACUUCUGCUAAAAAUCAGCCAAAAGACACAAAGAAUGACGGGUCACAGACAUCAAAACUCAGUUCUGCUCCAGGUGCUACCAGCACGUAGCAGCCAUGGCUCUGCUCUAUUUGCUUAAGGAAGUCAGAUUGAAUUUUGACAUGAAAUUAUGCCAAACUUUUUUUUUAGAGAAUUUGGCUAUAUUCCAUUCAACACAGUGCAAAUGGCUUGUAACUGAAAAACUAAAAGGACCAAAAAUGGUCCCAGGGCCUAAGAGGGGUUAACAUACAAAGGACUGUUCUUAAUAAAAGCUAAUAUAUAGUUUUGUUGUGUCACAUCCACCCACAGACUAGAGAAGGUUUUUUUUUUUAAAUGUUAUUUAAAUGAAAUUACUACUUUUCAUUUUAUUGACAGCUUGUUUGUUUGUUUUUUUACUUUUCUGAUUACUAAGGGGGGGGGGGGUUGUUUUGUUUUUUAUGCUAACACUCUAACAUUGCUAAAUUUUUUUUCAUAUGUAUCUUGUAAAUUGUUUUUUUUUUUGUUUUUGUUUUUUUCAAAUAAAAAC
This is a messenger RNA of Maylandia zebra (zebra mbuna), 1008 nucleotides long. RefSeq names its product ribonuclease P subunit p21 (gene rpp21). Lineage: Eukaryota; Metazoa; Chordata; Actinopteri; Cichliformes; Cichlidae. Gene Ontology annotation, cellular component: nucleolar ribonuclease P complex. Gene Ontology annotation, biological process: tRNA processing. The record is from RefSeq and is a predicted model, not a curated record.